AUGACUACAAACGAGUCUAAUGAUACAGACGAGUUGGAGUUUCACGUCCGCGCGGAUAUAUCGAGAGAGGAAGAUAUUCUAGAAGAAGAUAGCUUAUCCAUUCAGACUAAUCAUCAUGGUAUCAGUAGACCAAGUAAGAGGAAUAGGGAUAAUGAUAUGGAAGAAGUUUGGACCACCGUGCAAAGGAAAGGCAAGCGUUUCGCUCUGGCAGGGGAUUCAAAUGGUAAUAGCGAAACAAGAGAACAGAAGAUUGAGGUUUGCAUUAUAUGUAAGGAACAACUACCAAAACAAUUUAAACUAGCGAAAUUACUAAGAGCAGAAAAAAUACAAAAUGUUGUGCGGGUUAAGUAUAUUAAUUCAUAUAAAGUACUGAUUGAGUUUGAUAAAGAAGAAAGUGCAGAAGAAUUAGUAAAUUCAAAAUAUUUCAAUGAAAUGGGAUACAAUACUUAUAAAACAAUGGAAAUUAAUCGAGUAUAUGGAGUAAUUAAAGAUAUUGAUUUGGAUCGUUCAGACGAAGAAAUUUUGGAGAGUUUAUAUAGUACUACAAAGAUUUUGGAAAUUAAAAGACUUAAACGCAAAAAUAAAUAUGAUGGAAGAUGGGAGACAAGUGAAGCGAUGAGAAUCUGCUUUGAAGAAGUCGAGGCGGUUAUAGAAGAGCCUAUUACUUCAAAGUCUUAUGCUGAAGCAACAAAAGUAUCACAUAAAAAGUCAAAGAAGAAAUCAACUAGUAAUACGUCUACAUAUAAAUCAGUUAAAGCGAACAAACAAAAGACAACAGAGAACGUUAAUUUACAGAUUAUAGAAGACAUAGAAUUUUUAUCGGAACCAGAGAGUAAUCUAAAUGAAGAAGAGUUGGGACAACAACAUGAAGAUGGAGACAAAAUCCAAAAUAACGAAGACGACAAAUGGAAAGUGUUACUUCAAAAAUUAAGGGAAAAGAUUGUGGAUAAUACUUUAAAAUGGGAAGAAAACUCUUUACGGAACAUGGAUCUUAAAAAUAACGAACACAAGUUAAAUAUUAUACAAUGGAAUGCACAAAACUUGAGACCCAAAUUAACAGAAUUCGGACUACUCCUGAAUCAGGAAAAAAUACACAUCGCCAUUGUGAGUGAGACAUGGCUUGACCCAAAUAGUUUUCUGGCCAUAAGUGGUUACAAAAUUUUUCGAUCAGAUCGCAGAGAUGGUUAUGGUGGAGUGGCCAUUAUUGUACACUGGUCCAUUAAAGCUCAACAACUGCCAUUCAACAUUGAAAAUUCAGGAAUAGAGUGUGUAUAUGUUAAAAUAUUUAAUUGCGGAGAUAUAGAAAAUAUUAUAUCUUUAUAUUGUCCACCUGCAGUUAAUACUUUGCCUCAAGACUGGAGCUCAAUAUUUUCAAAAUUUAGACAAGGAACAGUGUUAGCGGGAGACUUUAACGGUCAUCAUUGUAUGUGGUCUUGUAAAAGCGAUGCCAGAGGUGUACAAAUUUAUGAUUCAUUAUUAGAAUCUAGCUUUAUUUCCCUCAAUGACUGUCAGGACACUCGUUUGAAAAUGGUUAAUGGCUCAAUACAAAAGUCUUCUCCAGAUAUAUCUUUAGUUACAGAAGAUAUUGCAAUUAAAUUUAAUUGGAACAUCAUGAAUGAAAAUUUAGGCAGUGACCAUUUAAUGAUAAAAAUGAAAGUGGAAACCAACUCAAGUUUUUAUAAUAUGGCCAGGAAAAGAAAUUUCAAAAAAGCUGAUUGGACAAAGUAUAGCAUAUCUGUCGAAAGACAACUUAAUAGGUGUACACUCCCAAUAGAUAAUCAAGAGGCAUAUAAUUUUUUUAUCAACACUAUUAACGCAGCUGCAGACGAAGCUAUUCCAUACAUUAAUAUCUGUAUGUGUCCAAUGAGUGCAUCUAAAUUAUUCCUAAGCCUUACUGGUCACCAUAUAUCUCUCACGUUGUGGCGAAAAGACGAUUGGCUU
Brenthis ino (lesser marbled fritillary) is the source of this 1941-nucleotide messenger RNA. Lineage: Eukaryota; Metazoa; Arthropoda; Insecta; Lepidoptera; Nymphalidae. The record is from the annotation of a GenBank genome assembly.